Molecule: messenger RNA, 861 nt
Organism: Guillardia theta CCMP2712
Lineage: Eukaryota; Cryptophyceae; Pyrenomonadales; Geminigeraceae
Exons: 11
Coding region: 1-861 (286 amino acids)
Biological process (GO): transmembrane transport
Cellular component (GO): mitochondrial inner membrane
Molecular function (GO): S-adenosyl-L-methionine transmembrane transporter activity
Source: RefSeq, a predicted model, not a curated record
AUGUUAGCUGCCGCCACAUCUGCACAGUCGCUGCUGGGAGGAAUGAUAUCUGGAGCCAUAGCAGGCGCAGCGGUGGAUCUUGUGCUGUAUCCCAUCGAUACAGUGAAGACAAGGUUGCAGACACGAAAUACUGUCAAGUUCGACAUCGAACUUCUGCCAAAGUUGUACUCUGGCUUGUUGGGGAGUUUAGCAGGACACGUUCCAUCCUCCGCUCUUUUCUUCGCUGUCUAUGAGACGUCCAAGGCAAGUCGUUCACUUGAUACCAAGGGAUUGCGCUAUCACAACUACUGGCAUCAGCGGCGGUGCGGGGAACCUUGCGGCCUCGACGAUCCGAGUGCCGACCGAAGUGGUCAAGACUCGACUGCAGCUCUUGCUGUUCUUGAUGAUGUGCUUGAUACACAGAGCGGAGAAGAGAGCUCUCUGAAGGACUGCACUGUCAACAUCUUGGAGCAGGACGGGCCCUCCGGCUUCUUCCGAGGGUACCCGGCAUUCCUGCUUCGUGACCUGCCGUUCGACGCGAUCGAGUUUGUCACAUACGAGCAGCUCAAGAUCCUCAUCCUUGCCUUGACCCACGCGCCCUUGAGCGAUAUUGAGACUGCGGCGAUAGGAGCGCUGGCCGGGGGUUUCACUGGAGCCGUCACGACGCCCGUUGACACGAUUAGGGCGAGGCUGAUGAACGAGGCGGGGGAGAGCGAGAAGUCCUACGGCGACGUCUUUACGACGGGAAGGAGGAUGGUGGAAGACGAAGGGGUCCAGUCGCUCUUUGCAGGACUUGUUCCCAGGGUCUUGUGGCUGUCGCUGGGAGGAACAGUGUUCUUCUCCACCCUUGAGCAGGCAAAGACCUUCUUCCUCUCCAGCUGA